This is a messenger RNA of Trichoplusia ni (cabbage looper), 1524 nucleotides long. RefSeq names its product transcription initiation factor TFIID subunit 11 (gene Taf11). The coding region runs from base 469 to 1386 and encodes 305 amino acids. Gene Ontology annotation, cellular component: nucleus; transcription factor TFIID complex. Lineage: Eukaryota; Metazoa; Arthropoda; Insecta; Lepidoptera; Noctuidae. Gene Ontology annotation, biological process: transcription initiation at RNA polymerase II promoter; RNA polymerase II preinitiation complex assembly. The record is from RefSeq and is a predicted model, not a curated record. The transcript has 5 exons. Gene Ontology annotation, molecular function: transcription coactivator activity; protein heterodimerization activity.
AUACAAGUAAAGUACAAAAUAAAAACUGUGCCUGUCGCCUAGCACUCAUUGUAAAAGGCUGCAUUUAUUUUGUUAAACUGUUAUGUGUGUGUCGGUAUAAUCAAUAAAACAACAACUUAAUGAAAAUUGCAAGUUAUUUAAAACAAUAUCAAAACGACUAAAUUUUAAAUCUAUAGCCAUUUAUUUAGGCCCUCUUUGAGUCGAAGUCAUAUUUAAUUUUAGCACGCUUAUUUUUGUAAAAAGGAGAUAGCAAUUCUCAAUAACGCUCAAUAACAACAGUUGGAAAAGGAUGGCAUAUGAUAGAUGCUAAACAUAUAAACAUUGAAGUAACAUUCAAGAGUGGAGUAUCUGUCUUGUCUUCUCCAGAAUGACAAAAUGCGUAAAUAUUUAGGAACCGUGUUCUUGCAUUUCUUAUCAAUUAACUUGAAUUAAUUUAGCGCGAGAAGUGGUUAAGCCUAUAUAGUUAGCAUGGCUGAGAACCCGAGCAGCGAUGGACUCUCUGAAGCUGAAAGGUUGAGAGAAGAUGAACUGGCUCAAGAGCUUGAACACAGUGAUUCCAAUGAAGAUGAUUCCCAAGAGAUAUCACUGGAAAUUGAAGAGAAACUGCUGAAAGAUGAACCAGAAUAUACUACAUUAGUGAACUAUGGAGAGAGUACUCAAAACACAAAUUUAGAAAGUGAAGUAAUUGAAACAUAUUCUGACAGUUCUCAAAAUGUUGAGACAAUUCAUAGGGCUGAUGAACUCGGUAAUAUAUACACAGACAACUCGGACAACUUUGUUAGUUCACAGCCAGAUGCACUGAAUGAUCAGUAUGAAUCGUACAUCAAUGAUUACUCAUUUGAGAGUUCUAAUGUAGAGCAGCAACAGGCUGACAAUGCUGAAGACAAGUAUAAGCUGGAUGAGGAGAACACAGACAGUACUAUUGUACCCAAUAUAAAUGAGUUCCAGCAAAGCGAGUCCAUGGACAACUAUGAGUCACAAAUCACUGAGGAAAUGCUGAUAAAUGAGAGGGAAAGGGAAAAGAAAAGUAAGAAGGAACUAGAGGAAGAAGAGCGGGAGAAGAUGCAAGUUCUGGUGUCAAACUUCACAGAAGAACAGUUGGACAGGUAUGAGAUGUACCGGAGGGCUGCUUUCCCAAAGGCUGCUAUAAAAAGGCUGAUGCAAACCAUUACAGGAUGUUCAGUGGGUCAGAAUGUGGUCAUUGCCAUGUCUGGGAUUGCUAAAGUAUUUGUUGGAGAAGUUGUAGAGGAAGCUCUUGAAGUAUUAGAUAAGUCUGGAGAAACAGGGCCACUUCAGCCUAAGCACCUUCGAGAGGCUCUUCGGAGGCUAAGGGUGAGGGGAGCCAUUUCAUCAAGGAAAGGUCAUAGAAGUAUGUUUAGACUCUAGCAUAAGUUAAAUAAUUUGUUACUAAUGAAUCUUGAUUUUAUUUAAUUAAUAACACUUCUGAUAACUGUGUCGUAAAAGAUCAAAAUUGUUAAUACUACUUUUUGUAUAAUAAAUAAUUUGUUUUACAUUGUAAAUAAA